This is a messenger RNA of Cotesia congregata, 1624 nucleotides long. NCBI's taxonomy places the organism in Eukaryota, Metazoa, Arthropoda, Insecta, Hymenoptera, Braconidae. The record is from the annotation of a GenBank genome assembly.
AUUUUUUACAGUCGUUCAAGUGUGUGUUGAAAUAAUAAUUGUGUUAUUUAUCAAUAGCUGUUAAAUAAGUGCUAUGGUGAAUUUUUGUGUUUGAUUUUACUGUAAUAAGUGUAAUUGUCGGUAUAAUGAGUACGAAUAAAAAUGAUGACUGUUAUAUAGAAAUACUUGAACAACCUUGUAGUAAAAGCCGGUUUCGGUAUCCAUGUGAGGCACGUAAUAAUGGAAGUAUCGUGGGUGCCACCAAUAAUUCUGAGCGUAAAACCUGGCCUAAAAUUAAGAUCCAUGGUUUUAAAGGAAAAGCAGUAGUAAUAGUGUCCUGUGUCACCAAGGAUGAACCUCACCGCCCUCACCCUCAUGAAAUAAUCGGGAAAGAAAAAUGCAAUUUAGGAUAUUAUCAUCAUAAAACCUACGACGCAGAGGUAUCUUUUCAAAAUUUGGGAAUACAAUGCGUCAAAAAAAAAGCUAUUCUAGCGGCGUUGGAAAAACGCAAAAGAAAUAAAAUUGAUCCCUUCAACACUGGUUUCAAGCAUAUGAAACUUCCUGACAUCAUCGACUUAACGGCUGUAAGAUUAUGCUUCCAAGUAUUUCUUAAAGAUGAUGAAGAAAAGUAUACAAUCCCUUUAAAACCAGUUGUCUCUGAGCCAAUUUAUGACAAAAAAAUCUUGAAUGACUUGGUGAUUAUUAAAUUGAGUCACUGCAGUGCACCGGUAACUGGUGGAGUACCGAUGAUUCUUUUAUGUGAUAAAGUUCCUAAAGACAAUAUUAAUAUUGUUUUUUUUGAACAAAAAAAUGGGCAAAAUGUUUGGGAAGCACCGGCCAAAUUUAAUCCAAGCGACGUUUUUCGACAGGUAUCAAUAUCGUUUGAGAGUCCAGCUUAUAGUGAUUUAUCUAUUGAAGAACCGGUGCAAGUAUUUAUCCAAUUGCGAAAACUGACAGGCAGGAUAGACAGAAGUGAACCGUUACCGUUUACUUUUACUCCAGUUGGAGGAGAUUCUGAAUUCACUCUGAAGCGAAAAAGACAAAGAAUGCAUUCUCAAACAUCGGCACGACUUGAUUUGGAUUUCGAAGAAUCUAAACCUAUAGUACACUGUCCAAAAUGCAAUUGUUUCAAAAAAUCUCCAUUAACUGAAACACGAAAAAUUACUGACAAAUUAAUGAUGAUUAGAAAACAAACUAUUAAAAAAUCAUCUUUGGAUGUGGACCAACCAUUAAUUGAUAAGACUGUGAAAAAUGAUGCACCUCUUGAUUUACAUUGCAAAAAAGAUUUGGCAAAUGAUAGUAAUAAAAAUAAUAAUAAUAAUAAUAAUAAAUCGAAUGUAAAAAAAAGGAAAAAUUAUCAGCAGCAUCAUCAAGAACAACAACUAAAUCAACUACGACUGAAUCAUCAACAGUUCCAACAGCACCAAAAUCAACAACAACAAUUAAAUCAAGUACAACAACAACAACAUUUACAAAAUCAACUCCAGCAACAAAAUCAAAAUGAUGAUCAACAACAAAAUCAAUUGGCGGCUCAGCAACAUCAUCUUCAACAACAACAACAACAAAUGCUAUUGCAACAUCUACCACUUCUACAGCAGCAAAUAUGCUCAAAAAGAUUACAACCACCAGCAGAGCUGCUUCUUCA